Messenger RNA from Lycium ferocissimum, 1027 nucleotides. Its product is annotated as protein RESTRICTED TEV MOVEMENT 2-like. Bases 87 to 752 code for a protein of 221 amino acids. The transcript is spliced from 2 exons. The record is from RefSeq and is a predicted model, not a curated record. NCBI's taxonomy places the organism in Eukaryota, Viridiplantae, Streptophyta, Magnoliopsida, Solanales, Solanaceae.
UCUGUACCAACAACUCAAAAAACAAGAACAAAGCUUAAAACAAGAGAUUACAAAUUCCCAUAUUAGCAAAAGAAACAGAGAAAACAAUGAACUCAAAGGGAGCUGCAGCUGCUGGAGCAACUCAGGUUUAUGAAGAUUUUGUGCCAACUACAGAGUUGGUGCAAGAACAAGACUCUGACACUCUUCUCCUUCAUCUCACAGGUUUCAAAAAGGAACAAGUGAGGGUUCAACUGACCAGAACAGGAAUUCUGAAGAUUAGUGGACAAAGGCCAGUUGUUGGGCAGAACAAAUCGCUUAGGUUCCAGAAAGACUUCCCUGUUUCAGAAAAUUGCGACAAAACGAAAAUCAGUGCAAAGUUUGAAAAUGGCAUUCUUUAUGUUAAACAACCAAAACUGAUAACUUCAUCAGAGAAAAAGGAUCAGGAACCGGCAACCGCCAAUGCUCAACAGCCCAAAAAACCAGCAGACAAGCCACAACCUCAAAAGAAAGACGAAGAACAAGCAAAAGGCGAAAAAACUCCAACACCAUCACCAACACCAACACCAAGAGAAAAAGUGCCUAAGCAGCAGACUAAUGCUGACAAGCCAGAAAAAGAAGAACCAAACACAAAAGAAGCUAAAGGUCUCCCCGAACAAACACCUGCUGAGAAAACCGGUACUAAUAGACCGAGUUAUGAGAGUAAACUUGAAAAUAAUGCAAUGAUAGGAACUGCAACUGCUCCGGCGGAGAAGCUGAAAAUGCCAGAAAAGUGAUGAACAUGACUCUGAUUGCUCUUUUGGUUCUUGGAGUUGGCCUAUAUAUUAGCAAUAUGAUGAAGUCUAACAAUUACAAAGCUGAAGAAUGAAGCGUUUCAUCCAGUGAUUAAAACUAAAAGUUGUGAUAUUUGUAUUUCUCCCAGCUCAUGUGUGUGAAUGAAGACCUCACUGACUGCUACUCCCUUUUUCUCGUUGCAUUGCUGAAAUUGUGUACAUGAAACAUUAGUUUCGAAUUUGAAAAAAUCCAUACUUAUAAAAUAAGACUUAUACUA